This is a messenger RNA of Dalotia coriaria, 1965 nucleotides long. RefSeq names its product WD repeat and FYVE domain containing 2 (gene Wdfy2). Gene Ontology annotation, cellular component: early endosome. The record is from RefSeq and is a predicted model, not a curated record. NCBI's taxonomy places the organism in Eukaryota, Metazoa, Arthropoda, Insecta, Coleoptera, Staphylinidae. The coding region runs from base 176 to 1396 and encodes 406 amino acids. Gene Ontology annotation, molecular function: protein binding; metal ion binding. The transcript has 5 exons.
UCGGGUGGAAUUGCAAAACUAGCUAACAAGUAACCUGCUGCGACUGUCAGAGCCCAUCGUAGUCGUCGCCGUUCAAAGCAAGGACGCAGUUUGUUGUUGUCGCCGUGAUAGUGCACUCGCGCGACACUGAAAAUCACCUACACACCUGCAAAAACACCUGCGAGGCGCUCCCGUGAUGGCAGCCGAAAUCAAGCCGGCCACGCAGUCCAACGAGAAGUUCUGCACGACGAAGAAACCGGCGCUGGUGGCGAAGCUCGAGGCGGGCACCGACGAGAUCAAUGCGGCCGUCAUCAUCCCCGGCGAGGACGGCAUCAUCAGCGUAUCGGACGACAAAACUAUACGAGUAUGGUUGAAGCGCGACUCGGGCCAAUACUGGCCGAGCAUAGUGCAGUGCAUGCCCAGCGGAGUCACUUCACUAUUCUACACGGUGGAAACACGGCAGUUGUUCAUCGGGCAGGAGAACGGAACGAUUUCGGAGUUUUCUUUAGCCGCGGAUUUUAAUCGGAUUAUGCCUGUACGCGAGUAUCUAGCGCAUCAGGCGCGGAUUACCGAGGUGAUCUUUGCGCUCAACUGCGAGUGGGUGCUAAGCGUCAGCCGUGAUAAGACGUUUUCGUACAACUGCACACAGACUGGUAGAAAUAUUGGUACUUUCACUGCUGAAGCAUGGUGUACUUCUUUACAAUUCGAUUCGCAAACCAAACAUGCGUUUAUUGGGGAUUACUCAGGGCAGAUUGCGAUGCUGAAGCUGGCGAAUAAUGGCGCGCAGGUUGUGACGACCUUGAAAGGUCAUUCCGGAUCGGUGCGGACGCUGGCGUGGGACACCGAACGGCAGAUGCUCUUCAGCGGGUCUUUUGAUCAAUCCGUCAUUGUUUGGGAUAUUGGCGGACAGCAAGGUACUGCUUAUGAACUUCAGGGACAUCAUAAUAAAGUUUCUGCAUUGUGUUAUCUAAACUCAACUCGCCAAUUAGUCAGCGCUGGUGAAGACGGCGUGCUGGUGUUCUGGGAUAUGAGCAAACACCGUCGCGAAACACCCGAAUGGAUCGAAUCCGACACGUGCCAGAUGUGCGGACGUCCGUUCUUCUGGAAUCUGCGCGUCAUGCUCGACCAGCGACAACUGGGCAUUCGACAGCACCAUUGCCGCCAUUGCGGUAAAGCCGUAUGUGAUAAAUGCUCCACGCCGCGUUUGACCAUCCCGGUGAUGGGCUUUGAGUUUGCUGUGCGUUGUUGUGAACCAUGUCACAACACACUCAAAGAUCACGAUCGACCAUCAAUGGCGACCUUCCACGAUGCUAAACACAGCAUAGCGGCAAUGGCACUGGACGAGACGCGCAAGAAGCUCGUCACCGUCGGGCACGACAAACUCAUCAAGAUAUGGGACAUCUCCGCGCUGCUUUAAUAUUAACGCGAUCGCCUCUCACACACACCACCACAUACACACAUCCAUUAAUACAUAUGCGCAUUCAUUCGCAACUGAUAACAGCGCGCGUCUAACUUAGUUGACGCGCCGGCGACACCUCAGCGAACAUAUUAACGAAGCAACAAUGAAAACCAAGGGAAAUUCGAUGCUAGCGUAAGUUUACUAUGUUAUUACUAAAUAUAUUAUACUUGUUUAUAUUUGUAUAGGGCGUCUUGAUGAACGAAUAUGCUAUAAGCACCAACUUGUUCAAGAGCUAACAAUCUUAUUAUAUCACUAUUGAUUUAUUCCUAAUUCUAAACAGAUACGUUUAUUACUCGAUAUAUAUAUAUAUAUAGAGAUUGUCAAUAUCUAGUGUUUAUUUGUAUGUUUAUGUUUGUAUAUAAUUGAAAUUAACUGAUUACUUGAGUUUCAUUCAGGAUGGUGAAUGUCUAUUACUGAAGGAGCUUACUUACAUGUUGAUGAUAUCAAAUUGUUCGAUUAUUCGUACGUGCGUUCAAUUUAUUGCUUUAGAACAGAUGAUUUUACUGAAAUACAAUUUCAAGUACGUA